AUGCGAGCAAGGCAUGAUCCUUGUUUCAGUAAUUACUUAUUGCGCAUUGGCAAUGGAUCUGAAUCGGUCAAUGAUCAAAACAAAAUCAAAAUACCAGCAUCUAUGAUAAUUUCUAACAAUUUUUCAAAUGCUGAAAAUCCUAUCAAAGACUUGAUUCAAACUGUCUUUCCAAAUCUCAAGAACUACUCAGAAGAUCCAAUUUCAAUGAUUAAUUCUGUUGUGCUCACUCCAAAAAAUGAUUGUGUACAAGAAAUAAAUGCUUUGUUGAUCAAACAAUUCCCAACAAAAGGUAGAUUAUAUACAAGCAUCGACAAGACAAUCGAUCCAAAUGAUCAAGGACAAUAUGAAGACUUCUUGAAUUCUCUUGAACCAAAUGGUCUCCCACCUCAUCAUUUAGAAUUGAAAAUCAAUAGUCCGAUCAUGACUUUAAGAAACAUAGAUCCUUCAAUAGGCUUGUGCAAUGGAACGCGACUUAUUUGUCGAGAUCUCAAAGAUUUCAUCAUUUGUGCUGAAAUUGCUGUUGGGGAUCGGAAAGGACAAAUGGUUUUCAUACCACGAAUACCAUUGCAACCCUCAGAUCAUCAAAAAUACCCAGUUAAUUCUUGUUUUAUAAUACAUACCAUAUUUACCAUAUUCAUUUUUUUGGUUCUUAACAAUAACAUUUUUCAUUGA
This is a messenger RNA of Camellia sinensis, 672 nucleotides long. Lineage: Eukaryota; Viridiplantae; Streptophyta; Magnoliopsida; Ericales; Theaceae. The record is from RefSeq and is a predicted model, not a curated record.